GCAGUCCACCGCCAGGAGCCUUCCGGUUUCUGCGCGGUGCGCGACCUCGUCCCGAAGCCUGGGGAUACACCCUCUCGAGAGCCCGCUGUCGCCCUCCGUUAAGGUCGAACCCCUCACAGUUGCUGUGGGCAACUCCAGCCCAACAUUCCCUCGCUCUGGUUCUCGCCCCAUUGGGAAACUCGGCCCCACGCUUCCCACUUUUCUGGAUGAGGUGUCCCCUUUCUCCCCACUAAAAUGUCAAAUAACCUACGGAGGGUCUUCCUGAAACCCGCAGAGGAAAAUUCAGGCAACGCCUCGCGUUGUGUUUCAGGCUGCAUGUACCAAGUAGUUCAGACGAUUGGCUCGGAUGGAAAAAAUCUUCUGCAAUUACUUCCAAUUCCUAAGUCUUCUGGAAAUCUUAUACCACUAGUUCAAUCUUCAGUCAUGUCUGAUGCUUUGAAAGGGAAUACAGGAAAACCAGUUCAAGUUACUUUUCAGACUCAGAUUUCCAGCUCUUCCACAAGUGCAUCAGUUCAAUUGCCCAUUUUUCAGCCAGCCAGUUCUUCAAACUAUUUUCUUACAAGAACAGUAGAUACAUCAGAAAAAGGUAGAGUUACUUCUGUGGGAACUGGAAAUUUUUCUUCAUCAGUUUCUAAAGUUCAGAGUCAUGGUGUGAAAAUUGAUGGACUCACCAUGCAAACAUUUGCUGUUCCUCCCUCAACACAAAAAGACUCAUCUUUUAUUGUAGUUAAUACCCAGAGUCUUCCAGUGACUGUGAAGUCUCCAGUUUUGCCUUCUGGGCAUCAUUUACAGAUUCCAGCCCAUGCUGAAGUGAAAUCUGUACCAGCGUCAUCAUUGCCUCCUUCAGUGCAGCAAAAGAUACUUGCAACUGCCACCACCAGUACCUCAGGAAUGGUUGAGGCCUCCCAAAUGCCAACCGUUAUUUAUGUAUCUCCUGUAAAUACAGUGAAAAAUGUAGUUACCAAGAACUUUCAAAACAUUUACCCAAAACCUGUUACAGAAAUAGCAAAGCCAGUAAUACUAAAUACCACACAAAUUCCAAAGAAUGUUGCUACAGAGACACAAUUGAAAGGUGGUCAGCAUUCUCAAGCUGCUCCAGUGAAAUGGAUUUUCCAAGAUAAUCUACAGCCUUUUACGCCAUCUCUUGUUCCUGUUAAGUCUUCAAAUAAUGUGGCUUCAAAGAUUUUAAAAACUUUUGUAGAUAGGAAAAAUUUGGGAGAUAAUACUAUAAAUAUGCCACCAUUGAGUACCAUCGAUCCUAGUGGGACGCGAUCCAAAAAUAUGCCUAUUAAAGAUAAUGCUUUGGUUAUGUUUAAUGGGAAAGUCUAUCUGUUGGCUAAAAAGGGGACAGAUGUUCUGCCAUCACAAAUUGACCAACAGAAUUCUGUUUCUCCUGAUACUCCAGUAAGAAAAGACACGUUACAGACAGUGAGUUCAAGUCCAGUCACAGAAAUAUCCAGAGAGGUUGUAAAUAUUGUUUUGGCUAAAAGUAAAUCUUCCCAGAUGGAGACAAAAUCACUUUCCAAUACCCAGCUUGCUUCCAUGGCCAAUCUAAGGGCAGAGAAGAAUAAAGUGGAGAAACCAUCUCCUUCUACCACAAAUCCACAUAUGAACCAAUCCAGUAACUACUUAAAACAGAGUAAGACUUUAUUCACAAAUCCAAUCUUUCCAGUUGGAUUUAGUACAGGACACAAUGCCCCCAGAAAAGUAACAGCCGUCAUUUAUGCUAGAAAAGGAAGUGUCCUCCAGAGCAUAGAGAAAAUAAGUUCCUCUGUUGAUGCAACAACUGUUACUUCACAACAGUGUGUUUUCAGAGACCAAGAACCAAAGAUCCAUAAUGAGAUGGCAUCAACAUCAGAUAAAGGUGCCCAAGGAAGAAAUGACAAGAAAGAUUCUCAAGGAAGAAGUAAUAAGGCAUUACAUCUGAAGAGUGAUGCUGAAUUUAAAAAGAUAUUUGGCCUUACUAAGGAUUUGAGAGUGUGCCUUACUCGAAUUCCUGACCAUUUGACCUCUGGAGAAGGUUUCGAUUCCUUUAGCAGUUUGGUAAAGAGUGGUACUUACAAAGAGACAGAGUUUAUGGUGAAGGAAGGAGAGAGAAAACAGGUCGCUGUUAGGGGAGAGGAUUUGGCGAUUUAUAGAAGAAGAGAGAAAUAAGGAAGAAGAAAAGAGGAGAGAAAAAGUGAAGAAAGACAAAUCCAGAUGAUCUUGGAAGCUCACUUCCUCCCAUGUGGGAGCUUAGCAAGAUACUAAUAACAGCUGAGGUGGGACAGGGACUCUUCUAAUAAGCUUACUUCGUAAAUCAGGAACAGUUACCUAAAACAGUUAGCACUGUUACAGAGUCAAGAGACCAGAGGUUCUCCGUCCUCCUAGGUAGAAAUAUGCAGAACUUUACAUACGGGGUCCCUCGGCUAGAGGCCUGUCCAUGGUGUCUGCAGGCUGGCUAUGCUCAGAUUAAGCAAGACUCUUUGUGGGAUAAGAAAAGCCACUUUGUUGGUAUUCCUAUCAAAAAUUUAAAUAACCUGAAUCUAAUCAUGAGGAAACAUCAGAUAAACCCAAAUGGAGAAACAUUCUAAAAAAGAACUGACCUUACUCUUCAAGAAUAUCAAUGGCAAGAAAAAUUCAGGAAGUGUUCCAGACUAAAGGAGACAAAAGUGACAGUUGAAGGCAAUGCGUGACUAGAAAUUUCCUUUUGCUAUAAAGAAUAUUAAAGAGGUAAUUGGUGGAAUCUGAAUAAAGUACAUAGAUUGUUAAUUAUAUUGCAUAAGUGUUAAUUUCCUGGUUUUGAUCAUUGUAAAGUAGUUAUAUAAGAGAAUGCAUUUGUUUGUAGAAAUAUACACUAACAUUCUUAGGGGAAAGGGCAUCAAUCAAAUUACUAAUUACUGUCAAAUGAGAGAGCCAGAGAAUAAACAAAUGAAGUAAAAUGUUAAUAUUUUGGAAAUCUGGGUGAAAAGGAUUUAGAAAUUUUUCAUAAUAUUUUUUCAACCUUUUUAUCAGUCUGAAUUUUGUCAUUUUUUUAAAGGGAUGGGAAAUAAAUAAAUGAUCUAAGGGAUUCUCAUCUCAAAAUCAUUACAAUUUGUCUUCUAUGUUAUAAAUACUGAGAUUCUACAAUAGUUAUUUUAAGAAGACUAAACUAUGGAAUAAUUCUUGAAUGCCUUUAUUUGCUCCUGAUAUAAGGUAAGCCAUAAGUUCAAAUUUACUUUAACAAGUAAACUUUAACAAGUUUUAAAAGAUAUGAGGCAUUAAAAUCAUUUCUUACCCCUAUUCCUCAAUCUAGUUCUCCUGAAAUAGAAAAGGCCAAACAAAAAGGUUUGGAAAAUAAAAUAUAUGUUAAGUAUUUAGUUUGCUAGCAUAGUAGCUUAAGAUCAAUUACAUUUACAAUUAAGUGGUAUUUUUAUGUUUGCUUAUGUUAAAAUGCACUAGGAAUUUAUGUAAAUGAAGAAUACAGUCUAAUGAUGCUUACUUAAUAAAAAAUCUCUUAGAAAAGGGACUAUAGUAUAAUGUAGAAGAAAGAGCAUGCCAUAGAGAAUCAGAAGACAUUCUGAAUAACUAUUAAGUAAUUUUAUGAUUUUUGGACAAGUCAUUUUACCUGAAAAGUAAGCAGAUUGGACAGUUGCGACAGCUCCUAUUUAUUGGCUCUCAUUGUGAGUUAAGAUACUUUAUUUGAAUCUAAAUAAUCUCUAACUUCGCUUGAAGUACCAAUAUUCUAAUUCUUGGAAUAUAGCACUCUCAUUUUAAAUGAUUAUAAAAAUGUAUGCUUGUGUCAUAUUUUCUUUUACAAUAAUUCUUGGUCAGAGCUAUGACAUAUUGAUGCUAUUGCUUGGGUAGAAAUUCUGCUGUGUGCUUAUGAAAUGGAUAAUGAAGAGAGAGCACUCACCUCUAACUCUCAGUAUAGAGAUUCCUGGCCUUUACUCUGAGUGGUCAUCCACUGGCUUUGCAAAUGCAUGUCUUUCUCUUUCCCAAAACCUACCUCCAGACAGCCUUCUCAAACUGACCACCCAACCUCCAGCUCAAUCCUUCCCUCCUCUGCCCCAGCAGCCAUGCUGGAGUCCUGCUCUGCAUAGCUGUCUGUUUUCUCUGGGUUACUUUGCUUCAGUGCCCUGCACCUGCAGUGGCAGAUGGGUCCUAGGAGCUUCCUGAGGACAGGUGCCCAGUCUCUAGGGCCCAGGGUGAUCUACACACAGUGGAUGCUUGCUUGGUACAAGAAGUGCCCUAGGCUGACUAAUCUAGGGACGCAGAACAAACCACUAUAACUGAAUCAAUGCAGUACUUCCUGGAACAGAAGCUAAGCUGAAAACAAUGGCUGUAACCUCACAAGAAGCUCCACCCUUCCUUCUGCUCUAAGUGAAAAUCUAGGUUGAGGAGGCAAAAACCUGCCUCUUCUCCCUCAUUUCAAACCCACAUCCCAUCAAUUCUGUCGUGUGAACAUGGUGGGCAUAGCCCCACCCAGAGCUGGACCUAGGACCUGCCUGGUGAGCGAUCUUGCCCUCCACUUUCUGGUGCCAAGUAGGAGAAAGGGCUUUCCACUUCAUGUGGCUCUGUAAACAUGGUGUGUUACACUGCAGUCUCACUUGCUUUCUCUCAUUUCUAACAUGCCUGGAGGUACACACUUCUUUGAAUUUGAAUAUACAGCACCCUUGGUCUAGAAUGUCUCCAUAGCAAACCCAUACUUCUGUGAAAGUGAACCCACCAGUCACCUCUCUAGGCAGUUUUUGGCACACUCCUAACUCCUACAGUUUGUGCACGUUCUCCAUCUAUUAUAGAAAAGAGCACAUUGCACUGUAUUUGUAUAUUGCUGUGACUGUCAUCCAUAAUAAACUCUACAACUCCUUUCA
Homo sapiens (human) is the source of this 4832-nucleotide messenger RNA. It is a transcript of the gene LRIF1, whose product is annotated as ligand dependent nuclear receptor interacting factor 1. The record is from RefSeq and is a predicted model, not a curated record. Gene Ontology annotation, biological process: regulation of DNA-templated transcription. Gene Ontology annotation, cellular component: nuclear matrix; chromosome; Barr body. The transcript is spliced from 4 exons. Gene Ontology annotation, molecular function: nuclear retinoic acid receptor binding. Lineage: Eukaryota; Metazoa; Chordata; Mammalia; Primates; Hominidae. Bases 235 to 2154 code for a protein of 639 amino acids.